AUGGCGGGCCAACAGCAGCAAAUUCUUGAUACCAUCUUCAGCAUGAAGAGGAAGAUGCUGCGAAAAGACGACUCCGACACAGAGGACUCCGAAACACCCUUGAAUAGCAACAAGCAGGAUCUGAGGCGCAAGGUUCAUUAUGCGCGCGCCAGCGACCCAGACUUCCUUUCAGACCCGCGACCUUACAAGAAGCGCAUUGAGCAUGCCGGCUACCACAGGUCUAUCCUGCAGCGCAACCCUCCACGAUACGAUGCGGACGGUGAUGUCGUCGAAGUCGACGAAGAAUACGAAGACGAGGAAGAUGUGGAAGCUGUCGAGGAGAAUCCCUACGGCAACAUACAGCUCGAGAGCCUUCUUGCGCCGCUCACCUCCGCCGCCGACCUACCCAAUCACCCUGCCCUGAGCGUGGCAUACUCCUCUCGGCAUCUCACAGAUCUCGCAAGCGAAGCGGGCGCUCUUUCGCGAAAAGAGCAGGUCACCAACGCGCGGGCAAAGACUCUAUUCGUGAAACUGCAGGGCGACUCUACGUUUGCGCCUGCUGCUCUGGCUGCUAUGGGCAGGGCACCCUUUCAAGAACCGUGGGCUAGCAGCGCGAAUGAGCGUGCAGGAGAGGGAGAGCAGCAACAAAUCCAAGAUGCGGAGAUGCGCGAGACCAUAGAAAGUCCCCAUGACGUAGACAUGGAGGAUGCAGGCCAGCCAAAUGGCACUAGCCGGCAGACCGAGACCAACGGCGACUCAACUUCAGAGAGGGUCAAUGGCGCACAUCCUGUGACAAACGGAACGCAUGCCGGAGAUGCAGAGCAAGUGCAAGAAAAUGGAGAAGGAACGCCCGAAGAUGCGUCUGACACCGCGUCGCAACAAACGGCGCAUAGGAUGACGACGCGCAGACGAGCCCAGGCGCACGCAGCCUCGACUCCUUCCCCACCUCAUUCGCCCUCGAGUGGCGCCGGCGCAAUACAUCCUCUCUUCAUACAUCCGUCAGACUCGUUGCCAGACCGCGACUUUGGUCUUCCGCCGAACGAAGCCGAGGAGACGCGCAUGCUCCUCAUGGCCUACGUACAGAAGCAGGAGGAGGUCGCACGGAUAACUUCCGACUUGUAUCAGGGCCUACUACAAGCUGACCGCAUGAGGCAGGAUGUGUACAAAUGGUCAAAAGCGGAAGCCCAUGUAGGAGAGAUGAGCGAUGGGGAGGACUGGUAUGACCCCGAGGAGUGGGAGUUGGAUGGAGAACUCGCCAAGGGCCGAGAUGAAGAGGAGGACGAUACAGCUACUCGAUUGCGGAAGCAGAAGAGCCCCCGGACGCAUCCUGUUGUUUACAACUGCGCAGAUGUCACCGGGCUGUCGAGGUCUACAAAUGCACAUCGAACUUGUCCAGCAUGCAACUCGUCACUGCACAACCCCGACGAUGUGGUUGUCGCAAGUCUUAAUCCAUCAGAAGACUACAAGACGUCGGUGCUUAGUGGCCUGAGCCCAACAAUCAUUAUGGAAUGUGCAAGCCGCGGCUUGGCGUUCCAUAGCUAUCAAACGUCGCAGGAGAUUAUCUAUCAGGAGCACCUCGCAAAAGGCUUGACUGGCAAGUACGAUACGCUCAGUCAGCAGAUGGAUCAGCUCGUACAUGAUGCAAACUCGCAGAUCAAGGCAUUGCAGGACAAAACGCAGGUCAUGCAAGCCGAACAAGAAUCUCUCGAGAACAAAAACUUCGAACUCGCAAAGGCCUUCAAAGAAAAGACCAAAGCGCAUGCGCACUCCCAAGCUCUCUAUCAACAACUCAAGGGCAAGGUCAUGGCAUCGCAGGUAGCUCAUGCGGCUGGCGAUGAGGCGGCGUUCACACUUCAGACUGCUCGUGGAGACCGUUUCAUCGACCGCUUUCCUGGCACGCGGACGAGAACGGCCAACUACAGCCAAGUGAACAUGUCACAGCAAGCCGGUGGUGGUAGACCUCAUAACAGAGACUUUAGUCGGAGUUCUGGGAGCAGUGGACGACAGCAACAGGGCGGUGUUCAUCUCGGGCCCCCAUUCGACCCACAGUUGCAGAGACGGGGAUUGGGUGUGAGGCACAAUACUAGUCUCGGAACGCCUUCGCAAGCUCAUAGAAGCCAGCUGCCAGUCCUCGGUGGUUCACGUCAGCCUCCUCCGUACUUGGAUCAGGAUGCGCAUUCCUCGUACCAGAACUCGCCGAUGACCAGGCAGCCUCUCGCCGGCGGUGUUGGUGUGCGUGGCUUGGGAAACUUUUCGCUUGGGGGAAAGUCAAGGAGGACUGGCGGUGCAACCAACAAUGGUCCACUGGGAACAUAA
This is a messenger RNA of Alternaria rosae, 2295 nucleotides long. Its product is annotated as RXT2-like protein. The transcript is spliced from 7 exons. Gene Ontology annotation, biological process: negative regulation of rDNA heterochromatin formation; negative regulation of silent mating-type cassette heterochromatin formation. Gene Ontology annotation, cellular component: cytosol; Rpd3L complex. The coding region runs from base 1 to 2295 and encodes 764 amino acids. Lineage: Eukaryota; Fungi; Ascomycota; Dothideomycetes; Pleosporales; Pleosporaceae. The record is from RefSeq and is a predicted model, not a curated record.